UGAGUUUUACAGUCAGCCCCACCACAGGAGGAGUUACCUUGAUUCUUUCAGCUAAGAAAAGUCUUUCGAUGUUGUCCACAAGUGUGAUGAAAACAGGAGCCCCUCCAGUCAGAGACUGAACUUGUCUAUCAGGAAAAUACUAUCUACAGGACUUGUCAUGUCUCCCUUUCUUCGUAUCGGUUUAUCCAACUAUGACAGUGGCCCUUACCUGCCAUCCCAGGGGGAGGUAAUUAACCCUUACUGUGCCGUGAUGGUUAAAGAAGCAGUGGAAUCAGAAAAUGGCCAAGUGUACGUGCAGAAGAAGCCCACCAUGUACCCGCCCUGGAACAGCACUUUUGAUGCCCACAUCAACAACGGCAGGGUCAUGCACAUUGUUGUCAAGGACAAAAGCGCUGAAAUGGUUUCAGAGACGACGGUAGAACUCAAAGUGCUGGCAGAGAAGUGCAAAAAGAGCAAUGGGAAGACAGAAAUAUGGCUAGAACUGAAACCUCAAGGGAGAAUGCUGAUGAAUGCAAGAUACUUCCUGGAAAUAAGUGAUGCUAAGAACAUCAUUGACUGUGAGACCGAAGGCUUUUUCUCCUUGCACCAGCGGAGAGGAGCCAUCAAACAGGCCAAAAUCCAUAAUGUCAAGUGUCAUGAGUUCACAGCCACCUUCUUUCCGCAACCCACCUUCUGCUCUGUCUGUCAUGAGUUUGUGUGGGGUCUGAAUAAACAAGGCUAUCAAUGCAGGCAAUGUAAUGCUGCCAUCCAUAAGAAGUGCAUUGAUAAAGUCAUAGCGAAAUGUACAGGAUCCGCAAUCAAUAGUAGAGAAACGAUGUUCCACAAGGAGCGGUCCACCAUUGACAUGCCUCACCGCUUCAAAGUCUACAACUACAAGAGCCCGACUUUCUGUGAGCACUGUGGGACACUCCUCUGGGGCCUUGCACGGCAGGGGUUAAAGUGUGAUGCAUGUGGCAUGAAUGUCCAUCACAAGUGCCAAACAAAAGUAGCAAACCUCUGUGGAGUUAACCAGAAACUAAUGGCUGAAGCCCUGGCAAUGAUUGAGAGUACUCAACAGGCUCGCUGUCAGCGUGACACUGAACAGAUCUCUAGGGACGGACCUCUGGAAAUUGGCUUCCCAGUUCUUGUGAAGGAAGUGAUGCAACUUCAGACAGUACCAACUUCUACAACAGGAAAAAAAG
Messenger RNA from Tinamus guttatus (white-throated tinamou), 1181 nucleotides. The record is from RefSeq and is a predicted model, not a curated record. Lineage: Eukaryota; Metazoa; Chordata; Aves; Tinamiformes; Tinamidae.